Molecule: messenger RNA, 1989 nt
Organism: Cordyceps fumosorosea ARSEF 2679
Lineage: Eukaryota; Fungi; Ascomycota; Sordariomycetes; Hypocreales; Cordycipitaceae
Product: sporulation protein RMD8
Exons: 3
Coding region: 1-1989 (662 amino acids)
Source: RefSeq, a predicted model, not a curated record
AUGUCUUCUGGAAAUAAACAACGAGCGCCUUCUGUGCUGGUCACCGACUCGAGAGCCCGCGAGAGAAUCAACCAGCGACGCAUACCGCAGCGUCCCGAUGCCCUGUCCCGUUCUCCCGGGCGGGUGCCGAUGCGAUUCAUGACCGUCGAUAACGUCCUACAGUUCAGCUCACAAAUCCCCUCCGGCCAGCCCCGAGGGCCUCCCGCGCCCUCCGCCGGCCUGCACGGCGCCGGGCCCGUCCACCCGCGCCGGGUCGUCUCCGGAGGCCUCCCCAACGUGCACUCGCGCGCGGGCCAGCCCAUGCCCUCGCGCACGACCAAGAUCAGCGAGAAGCUCGUGCUGCUGCCCGAGACCGCCGACGACAAGGAGGACGCCGAGGACGAGAUCGAGAGCGACUCCGUGCUCGCGCGGCGCUUCCAGGCCGACGACGACCGCCCGCUGCGCGACGAGGAGCUCGACGUGCUGCGCAAGCGCGGCGGCAUCCGCGGCAAGAGCUACGCCGAGCGGCUGCCCAAGAAGCAGCGCAAGGACAAGGUCAGCCGGCUGACGGCCUACUGCACCGCGCAGGCGUUCAAGAUCAAGGCGACGGCCGAGUUCCUCAAGGAGAAGCACGAGGCCAAGACCAAGCUAUACGACGACUGCCUGUACGUCAUCUACGCGCUGCCACUGAUGAACGGCACCGACGGCUACCGCGUCCGCGGCCGGCCCAUACUCAAGACGCCCGGCACCGGCAAGACCGUGCUGGACCUGGAGAUUGAGCGCACCGAGCAGCGCGGUCACCACGAGGGCUACUUUGAGGACGACGCCUACACCAUGCCCGAGAGCCCCGAGCAGCCCAGCCACGUACGCCCCGGCACGCACGAGGUGUCGCCCGACGAGGCCGCCCGCCGCCAACAGGGCUUCCACCCGCCCGGCGACGACGACGGGGCCGCGUCGCCGAUGGGUCGGCUGGCCGGGGGUCCGGCGCACGCCAAGAACUUUGCCGAGAUGUUCGUCUUCUCGUAUGGCGUCGUCGUCUUCUGGAACUUCACCGAGUACCAGGAAAAGGAUAUCCUUGCGGACCUCACAUUCGCCGAUGCUGAGGACGGCGUCAGCCUGCUCACGCGCCCGCUCGAGCAGCACGACUUCGAGACGGAGGAGUUUCACUUUGAGUACAGCGAGGAGGUCAAGCGCCCGCGCAUCUUCAACGACAUGAUCACGCUCAUGCCACGCUCCGACCACAUGAUCAAGCUGACCAUCAGCCACGCCAUCGCGCAGAGCACCAAGCUGUGCCUGUUCGAGGAGCGCCUCGGCGAGACCAUGCUCGACGCCCAGGACGUGCCCAAGACACUGGCGCUGACGGGCGAGCUCAACAUGACGAGGACCGAGAUUGUCAAGAUUCUCGGCCGGCUGUUCAAAAGCCGUGUCGAUAUUAACCUUUCAUCCAACAUCCUCGACGUGCCCAACUUCUUCUGGGACUCGGAGCCGACGCUCCACCCGCUCUAUGCCGCCAUCCGCGAGUACCUCGAGAUCGACCCGCGCAUCAAGGUGCUCAACGAGCGCUGUCGCGUCUUCCUCGACCUCGCCGAGAUCCUCUCCGACUCGGUCAAUGACGCCAAGAUGAGCGCCAUCACCUGGAUCGUCAUCGUCCUCAUCCUCGUGAGCAUCCUCGUCACCGUCACCGAGGUCGGCCUGCGCUUCGCCAUGCUCGAGCGCAGCAAGCAGGCGGACAACGCCGGCGCCGUGGGCGUGCUGCUGCCCCCCGCUCCACCGCAGCUGCGCAUCGGCCCGCCCGGUCAUCAACAGCAGCAGCAGCAGCAGCAGCAGCAGCAGGUGGUCGGCCCGCUGGAGGAGCUGGCGCGCACGCUCGGCCUGGAAGCCAACGCCACGCUUGACGAUGUCAAGGGCAGCAUACGCACGCUGCAGGACGGAGCAGCAGCGGCGGCGGCGCCGGCAAGGGUGCCGGAGAUGCCCGCGCCGGGCGGCAUCAACGUCGACGAGCUCAAGUGA